AUGUGCUGGCCUGAUUGUUGUGGUGUUUGCAUGAUGCUGUGUGUCGAGGACUAUGUCUUCUGGUUCUCAACUUUUACCAUUGCUUUAUACCGGCUUGCGUAUCACUUCAAGGGCACCCAGCUAGAGAAGAGCACGCUUGGCGGGCUAGUCGUUCAGGAUACCUUCACUUUGCACACAGUGAGAUCGAGUUCGAACGCAUCCUUCAUAGCACUGCUGGAUUCGAACACCCUUCCGCGGAACCAACAUCUCCUCAACUUCGAGACAAAACACAGAAGCUCAGACGCCUGA
Molecule: messenger RNA, 288 nt
Organism: Fusarium poae
Lineage: Eukaryota; Fungi; Ascomycota; Sordariomycetes; Hypocreales; Nectriaceae
Exons: 5
Coding region: 1-288 (95 amino acids)
Source: RefSeq, a predicted model, not a curated record